Molecule: messenger RNA, 660 nt
Organism: Alternaria alternata
Lineage: Eukaryota; Fungi; Ascomycota; Dothideomycetes; Pleosporales; Pleosporaceae
Product: acyl-CoA N-acyltransferase
Exons: 1
Coding region: 1-660 (219 amino acids)
Molecular function (GO): acyltransferase activity, transferring groups other than amino-acyl groups
Source: RefSeq, a predicted model, not a curated record
AUGUCGACAAGGUCCCCGCCUCAGGCUGACCCAUGGUCUAGUCAGCGGCUGCACUACCGUGCUAUCCGUCCAAGCGACAUAUCUGUCUUCCACGCCAUAAGCGCUGACCACUCCGGUUUCGCAAACAGUAAUUUUAAUAAUAUCAAAUUGCCUAGCACUUCAGAUUCGGAAUCGUUCAUGAAAGGGCUACUCGACGACUGCCUCCUGGGUGCCAUCAUCUGGCUGCCCCACACAACGGAAACUACCCUUAUGAAUGACGAGGACCGAUCGAAAGACUUUGCGCAACGAAGGAAGAAUGGAGAAGUGGUUGACGAACAACUUGGUACUGCCGUCGGUGAGCUUCAUAUGCAUGCGCUGCCGAUGCACAAACAACAUCACCGGAACACUGAGAUUGGACUUGAUAUCCUUCCGCUAUACCAGGGCAAGGGUUAUGGUUCUGAAGCCAUCAAUUGGGCGCUUAACUAUGCCUUCAAACGUGCAGGUCUGCACCGAGUCAAAGUUCGAGCUUUCACCUACAACGAAGGUGCUGUACGGUUGUAUGAGAAGUUGGGAUUUGUGCUUGAAGGGAGGGAGAGAGAGAGCGUGUGGUAUGAGGGACAGUGGUGGGAUGUGGUAAUCUUUGGUAUGCUAGAGAGAGAAUGGCAGAGACUCAGCAGCUGA